UCCUUCAUUUCAAAAGCCUGCCUUCAUAUCUACUUGAAGAAGAAGAAGAAGAAGAAUAGAACAAAGAGCUCGUAAGAAGAAGAAGAAGAGAGAGAGCUCCACCGCAUCAAAUUCAGCUUAGAGAAAGGAGGAGGAGGAUGGGUGAGGCUGGAGAGGAGUCGAAGAAGCUGCAGAAGAGCUACUUCGAUGUGAUGGGGCUGUGCUGCUCGUCGGAGAUCCCGUUGGUCGAGAGUAUUCUCAGACAGCUCGAUGGGGUUGGGGACGUCUCGGUCAUCGUGGCUUCGAGAACCGUCAUUGUCGUCCACGACACCCUCCUCGUUUCUCAGACCCAAAUAGUGAACGCACUAAAUCAAGCAAGGUUAGAAGCGAAUGUGAAGGCCUAUGGGGAGAUAAACCAUCACAAGAAAUGGCCAAGUCCUUAUGCAAUCGCUUCUGGAGGGUUACUCCUCUUGUCCUUGUUGCAAUUCGUCUACCACCCAUUCAAAUGGCUGGCUCUCGGCGCUGUCGUCGCCGGCAUACUCCCAGUGAUUCUGAAAGGCUUCGCGGCUCUCCGGAACUUCCGGAUCGAAAUCAACAUCCUUGUCUUGAUCGCAGUGAUCGGGACGGUUGCAAUGAGAGAUUAUCUGGAGGCUGGCACCAUUGUCUUUUUGUUCACCACUGCUGAAUGGCUCGAGUCCAGGGCAAGCCACAAGGCAAGUGCUGAAAUGUCAGCUUUGAUGAGCAUAGCUCCGCAGACAGCAGUGAUAGCUGAAACAGGAGAGGUUGUGAAUGUUGAUGAGAUCAAACUCAACACAGUUGUAGCCGUGAAGGCUGGGGAGGUCAUACCCAUAGAUGGUGUUGUUGUGGAUGGCAAAUCUGACGUGGAUGAGAAAACUUUGACAGGAGAGUCAUUCCCUGUUUCCAAGCAUAAAGACUCUCCUGUUUGGGCUGGAACAAUAAACUUGAAUGGUUACAUCAGUGUGAAAACAACUGCUCUAGCUGAAGACUGUCUGGUGGCCAAAAUGGCAAAGCUUGUUGAGGAGGCUCAGAACAAGAAAUCAAGAACACAGAGAUUAAUCGACAGAUGUGCACAGUUUUACACUCCAGCGGUAUUAAUUAUAUCGAUUGGCUUCGCCAUGAUUCCAGUGGUGUUUCCGGUGGCACUACACCACCAUAAGCGAAACUACUGGUUUCAUCUGGCACUGGUGGUACUAGUAAGCGCAUGCCCCUGUGCACUAGUGCUCUCUACUCCUGUUGCUACAUUUUGUGCCCUCACAAAGGCAGCGAAAUCCGGUCUCUUGAUCAAAGGGGGUGACUAUCUUGAAAUUCUUGCUAAAAUCGGGAACCUGGCUUUUGACAAAACCGGCACGAUCACAAGAGGUGAAUUCAUGGUGGAGGACUUCCGGUCCCUCAAUGAAGGCAUAAGCAUCGAGACUAUGCUUUAUUGGGUAUCAAGCAUUGAGAGCAAGUCGAGCCAUCCAAUGGCUGCUCCGCUGGUAGGGUAUGGGAGGUCAUUUUCCAUAGAGCCAAAGCCCGAAGAUGUGGACAAUUUUCAAAAUUUUCCUGGUGAAGGAAUUUAUGGCAAGAUUGAUGGGAACGAUAUAUUCAUAGGGAACAGGAAGAUUGCCCUGAGAGCUGGUUGUGAAAGAGUUCCGAGCAUAGAAGGCCUUACUGGGGAAGGAAAAACCAUGGGGUACGUGUUCUGCAGGGCAAAACCUGUCGGGAUUUUCACUCUCUCUGAUGCAUGCCGGACUGGAGCUCAGGAGGCCAUCAAGGCACUCAAGUCAUUGAAGAUUAAAACUGCAAUGCUUACAGGAGAUAGCCAGGGCGCAGCAAUGCAUGCACAGAAUCAGCUAGGUCAUGCUCUGGAUGUAGUCCAUGCGGAACUUCUACCCGAAGAUAAAGCGAAAAUCAUCAAACGGCUCAAGGAGGAUGCGCCAACAGGAAUGGUAGGGGAUGGCAUAAACGACGCCCCUGCAUUGGCUACUGCUGAUAUCGGCAUUUCGAUGGGUAUUUCUGGUUCCGCACUUGCAAUGGAGACAGGGCACGUGAUUCUCAUGUCCAAUGAUAUCAGGAAAAUACCGAAAGCGAUCAUGCUUGCGAGGAGAGCACACAGGAAGGUGGUUGAGAACGUAAUUCUGUCGAUAACCACUAAGGUUGCCAUCCUCACAUUGGCCUUGGCCGGCCACCCAUUUAUUUGGGCAGCAGUUCUUGCCGACACUGGGACAUGCCUGGUGGUGAUCCUAAAUAGCAUGCUCUUGUUAAGACAAAACCAUGAGCACGGUGGGAAAAAGUGUUGUAAAUCUUCUGCAAUGCGACAAAGAGAAGGAUGCAACAUCUCCAAGACGAACUCAUCCCAUAGCCACCACAACUGUUGCUCUUCUAAAGUGGGGACGAAAGUUUAUGAGACUGAACAAGGUUGUGGCAAAGUCUGCACUUCGAAAUGCCAAUCGGGUGGUCCUAUUUCAGACUUGUGUGGGAAGGGUGUGGCUAAGAAGCAUUGCGACGACGGGGACAACUGCAGAGGUUCAGCUACGACACAUCAUCAAGAUCAUGGAUGCAGCACCGGCAAUAACCACAUGUCCCACAGACAUCGCCAUUGCAGCCAUGAAAGCCAACCGCAAAAUGGGUGUGCUGUGCAGCAGAGGUGUGUUGUCAAAUGUCAUUCUACUAAUUUAUCUUCAAGUGCUAGUUCGUGUGGAAAUAGCGAGCUUUCCAGUUCAUUGAACAGGCAAGUUCCUGAAGUAAGUAAGGAUGAAAAUGCUGAGCAGUGUGGCCAGAUGUGCAAUGAUCAUAACCAUGGUGGCUCCAAUCCUAUUUCUUCGAGCGCUUGCUCUGAUAACAUGUGCACAAGUGCAAUUCAGAAGCAAGGAACUUGUGCAUUUGGUGAUCACAAAGAACAGCAUACGGUGCAACACUGUAAUCAUGGAAGCUGCGAGAAAAUUACAAAAAGUGCAUCACAUGUUAUCACAGGUAAUUGCGAUUCUUUGGAAGAGCAGAAUAAAGAGUGCCACGGGAUGCAAUGUAGCAAUGACAAUCAUGACGUCAAGGAAGGACUCAGCAACACUAGCGAAUGUAGAUCACACGCUGAUCUUACUUCAGAUGUUCAUCAUCAUCAUCAUCAUGACCAUCAUGACCAUCAUCCAAAGACUGGCUCGAAUUGCUGUCUGCACCUUCAACCCGUGAUCGACAUUGAGACGGGGAAAGAUCACAUGGACUCGGGAUCAGUGCACAUAUGUACUAAUUUGGCAAAGAGGGAGACUGGUGGGUGCUGUAAGAGCUACAUGAAGGAAUGUUGUGGUAAGCACGGGCAUUUAGGACCUGCUUUUGGAGGCUGCUUGUCCGAGAUCGUCACCGAGUACUAGCGGAUCCAAUGUAACACAAAAAUUUGCUAGUACGCUAGGAGAUUUGCAUGCUUUAAUCAUACCAUUAGACUGAAAAUUUCUGAUUUUUGGGAAAUGAAAAUUGCACAUUCACCACCUCAA
This is a messenger RNA of Eucalyptus grandis, 3464 nucleotides long. Its product is annotated as putative inactive cadmium/zinc-transporting ATPase HMA3. NCBI's taxonomy places the organism in Eukaryota, Viridiplantae, Streptophyta, Magnoliopsida, Myrtales, Myrtaceae. The record is from RefSeq and is a predicted model, not a curated record. Bases 138 to 3344 code for a protein of 1068 amino acids. The transcript is spliced from 10 exons. Gene Ontology annotation, molecular function: ATPase-coupled monoatomic cation transmembrane transporter activity; zinc ion transmembrane transporter activity; cadmium ion transmembrane transporter activity. Gene Ontology annotation, cellular component: membrane. Gene Ontology annotation, biological process: monoatomic cation transport.